Molecule: messenger RNA, 2329 nt
Organism: Nasonia vitripennis (jewel wasp)
Lineage: Eukaryota; Metazoa; Arthropoda; Insecta; Hymenoptera; Pteromalidae
Exons: 2
Coding region: 528-2057 (509 amino acids)
Source: RefSeq, a predicted model, not a curated record
GAGUUAUAUGAGCCGUAUUAGUCGUCGCUUAUUCAUCGCUUGUUAUCGAUCGCCUUCUGCAUGCCGUAUCGAUCGCUUUGGCUUCUCGAGACCUGCAACAAUAAGGUGUUUAUGUUGGCACAUACGGCGGAGCACGCAUCGAGCACGCAUGGAGAACAAUGGAGGAAAGAUUAAACAAACAAAGUUACAAACCUUUUAAAAAGGCUCUUGCACUGGUAACGAGUUAGUCUCUGUCGGGUUUCCAAGCUGUAAAGACGGAUUAAUAAAUCUGAACAAAUCCAUAUUCAAUUUAUUUAAUUACUUACCUGCGAAUCUACGUACGCUCUGCAAUACGUACACUUAACUGGCGCUGCGGACAGGAUACUGCGAGGCUGCUGAAUCGAGAUUCUCCUCCAAUACCGUGACGGAAAUCAUCAGAGAGGAAGCGGCUGGUGUUUCAACCCCUUCGUCGCAGUACUUUUGGGACGUCAAGUUUGAGGCCCACCUUCGAACAGAGAUUCACCUGGAAUCAUCAAAGAAGAGAAAAAAUGAUGACGAUCCUGGGGAUGGCGAUGAUUAUGGCCAUUUCGACGAUAACCGUAAAAAGUGAUGAAAUUAAUCCUGAUGCAACACACUUUGAUUAUCAGCAAGGAGUUGGAAGAAUUAUAGAAAAUUAUCAUUACGUACAUUUCUUCAUAAACACAUCGUCGCUCAAACGCACCUAUGGCAGAAUUUUGACUGACUACACCAUAUUAUCCUCAAGAAAAGAACUCAAGAACUCAAGUCUAUUAAUGGAAGCAAGAUUAUUAUGUCAAGAAAUCUAUCAAGAUCUGCAGGAGAUAGCACCAUUCGGUGGAAGAAGAAAGAGAGGAUUAAUAAAUGGAGUAGGAAAGAUGAUCAAAUAUAUAUUUGGAAAUCCAGAUUCAGAUGACUUAGAAAAGAUUAAUAAUUAUUUGGAAAAUUUUGAGAAACAACAAAAUGAAGAUAUUUCGGUUUUGAAUAAAUCUGUAAGUUGCAUGAAUCAAAUUAGCAGAACGAUAAAUAGCAAUACUGAAAUAAUUAACAAAAACUUACGGAAUCUUAUGAAAACUCUUAACGAUCAAAAUACGCGAUUUGAAUUAAUUGAGACAGUUGUAACUCUUAUUGUGCAGGAGCAACAUUUUCUAAAUCUAUUAGGGAAAAUAAAAAGAUCAUUCGUUUUCAUCGAUGAAAAAUUUAAUUUGGAAAUAUUAACCCAUGAACAAAUACUAAGUAUAAAGACACAUCUAUUAGAACUUUAUUCCCAAAAAGAGUUAAUAUCACAUUAUCAUAAUUUGUUAGACUUUCGAUUUGCUCAGGGAUCAGUCGUAACUAUCCAUGAUUCCAUAAUUUAUACCAUAAAAAUUCCUAUCCUAAAUUCCAUUGAAUUCUCCCUUUUUCAAAGACUUGCUAUAAUUAACCGAAAUAACCAGACGGAGAUCGUAACGAUACCGUGGAAGCUGGAUGGCUCGAUAAUAAAAUUAUUUUCAAGAAGAUGUCAAUUGAUCUAUCAGAGCGACUAUGUAUGCUAUCAAAUCCUCGCAGAAGACGCAAAAACAAUAACAAUUUCAAUAAAUGCGCCUCUAGCAUUGGCGUAUCCACUCCUAAACAACUUGACGCUGAUAUCCAGUAAUUAUAAAACAGAAAUCGAAAAUAACAAGAACAAGGAAACAUUUUUUGGAACGAAGAUCUUUGGAGGAAACAAUCUGUUGAUACAGGGACAUAGGGUGGACGACAAUCUCGGAGAACUUAAGGUGUCGGAAGUUCAACCAUUGAUCAUCGAGGAUCAUCAACGGAGAUUCGAACCGCUAAAAACGCAAGCAGUACCUACGAUGGAGACACCAAAAUUCACAAAAUUCGGAAUCGAAUUCCAUACAUCAAUAGCGUCAUUUAUAAUUGUCAUGCUGAUUCUAAUAAUUGGAAUAAUUUUCAUUAUCUAUAAAUAUAAAUGUAAAACCAGGGGUUCAUGUAAAAGCAGGAGUCCAAACAGGAGCCCACAACAUACCGAGAUAACAAAUAACGAGGACGUCAUUCAACUUGGGCAUGGAGGAGUUAUAUGAGCCGUAUUAGUCGUCGCUUAUUCAUCGCUUGUUAUCGAUCGCCUUCUGCAUGCCGUAUCGAUCGCUUUGGCUUCUCGAGACCUGCAACAAUAAGGUGUUUAUGUUGGCACAUACGGCGGAGCACGCAUCGAGCACGCAUGGAGAACAAUGGAGGAAAGAUUAAACAAACAAAGUUACAAACCUUUUAAAAAGGCUCUUGCACUGGUAACGAGUUAGUCUCUGUCGGGUUUCCAAGCUGUAAAGACGGAUUAAUAAAUCUGAACAAAUCCAUA